CCCAUUUUCUUGUUUUCUUUUUUCCUUUUGCCUUUCUUUUCUUGUUAUCAUAGUCCCUUUUUUCUUUAUCAAUAUUGCAUGAUGGAAACAAUCCAACAGCAACCUCAGGAAGACGUAACGCAAAGUACUGCCGCCAAUGACGAUAUAGCACAACAGAUAUACUCUAAUAUUGAGGCACUUCAGGAUAAACAGCACAUGAUGCAUAUAAACUCUGAAGCAAAGUUCAUACCACUACCUCCUUCUUUACCCAUAUCACCAAGCAUCUCUUCACCUUCUGUUAUGAAAGAGCUGCAGCAAAAACCAGAAGAUUGUCCAUGUCACCAUAUAUUCAAUGAACAAGAUAUAACCAGAUGCUCACUGUGUCAGUCACCCAUCAUGGCUGUUGAAGAGUUGCUGAAGGAAAAGGAACAAUUUGAAGCAGAAAUAAAGAUGUUGCAAGGUCAACUUAAGAGUGAACAGACGAGGAUUGACGAGCAAAUGCAGUCCAUAUCCGCUUUGAAUGAUCGUUUAAAGCAAUUAACCGAAACUUUAGAUACAAAGACUGUAGAAUUCAAUGCUUUACAGCACGACAUGGAAUUAUUGAAUGAUAAAUAUGUGGAUGAGAUUGAACGAGUAGCCGAAAUACAGCACUCAAAAGAUAUGGUAGAGAGCGAACUAGAAGAUUUAUCUAGGCGGCUGUUUGAGGAAGCAAAUGGAAUGGUAGCCAACGAAAAAAGGGAAAAGCACAAUCUGGAGAUUGCUCAAAAACAUCUCGAAAAUCAGUUGAAGGAAACAAAAGAAAGAUUAGCAGCCGAGCAAAUGCAAUUGAAAGAGUUGAAGAAGCGUAUGGAAGAAAUGACGAAAGAAAUGGAAAAUGAGCAAAAAGAAGCAGCAGCAGCAGCAGCAGUAGAUGAUGAUCACUUACAUGCAACAGCAGAUAAUUUGAACCCUAUUAUACCAAAAACACCCGAUCACAUCAAAGAUGUCACCACUUUAUUAGCCGAGCGUUCAUCACUGUUGAACAAUCAGAAGAGACAGGACGGUAUUGAUCCAUUGGUACUAGAUGAAUUUCAAGAAUUUGUUCGAUUGGGUGCAUCGGUCAGUUUGAAAAAAAUACAUACCAUUCCAUUCAUGAAAAAUUGUCAAGAAGAGGAUGUAGAAGCUUGUUUGAGAUUUGGACCCAAUAGUCGGCUUUCCGCUCGUAAAAUCAAUGAAGCCAUCGUUAUGAAUACAUGUUUCAUUGAAGAGGCACCACAAGGAUUUGCAGAAGAAGAACAAGCAAGGAUAGCCGAGACGAAUACACCACUCAAGAUAUCUGCGGCAAAAACCUUGAUGUGGGAGAGAUUUAGUAGCAGCAGUAGUAACAGUAGCAGUAAUAGUCAAGGAAACCAGGCCCAAGGUUGUCAAGCUUGUGGAAGGAACGAUCUUAGUACAACGUUACCCUACCGUUUCAGGAUUAGUUAUUUCGACGAUUGGGCUUGCAUUGACCGAUUUUGCAGAGAUCGAUUAGUGGCUGUUUGUGAAUUCUAUGUCUUUAUUAGAAACAUUCGACAAGGACUCUAUGGCAAUCGAAGUAUAGUUGAUCUAUAUCACGAGGCCAUGCGUUUGAGGUUGCAAAUGUUUUAUGCAAGGAUGGGCGCUCUCCCAUGGACAUUACGUACUGCUAAUAAUGCAGAAUCACGGAGGAAGGAUACAAAACAACAGCUCAGAGUGGUUGCAUCAGAGUCAUCACCUUUGCCAAAAUCACCGGCAGUAAAAAGUACGGAGCAUGAGACAGCUAGCAGUAAACGACGAGGUAGCAUGAUUGAUAUACGCCAAAAACAGCAGCAAGGCGUGAAAAACGAGAAGGAAAGAAACGAUUCACCGUCCAUUCGACUUGAAAUAAACAACAAUAACGACAAAAAAUAAUGGAAAUCGUUAUCCUUACUAUUAUUCCCAUAAUUGUUAUAAUUGUACACGCCUACUUUUAAUACCUCUUUACAGCUAUUUAUUCUAAUUUGUUGUUUCUUAACCACUAUCUACACUAAUUCGCUACUCACAUCAUAAUGAUUUUAUCCUUAUUUUCACAUUUUACCCAAUUUUUUUGCUUGCAAUAAAAUCUCAUGCCGAU
Mycotypha africana is the source of this 2089-nucleotide messenger RNA. RefSeq lists its product as uncharacterized. Bases 79 to 1887 code for a protein of 602 amino acids. Gene Ontology annotation, cellular component: cell tip; Golgi to plasma membrane transport vesicle. Gene Ontology annotation, biological process: exocytosis. The transcript has 2 exons. The record is from RefSeq and is a predicted model, not a curated record. Gene Ontology annotation, molecular function: guanyl-nucleotide exchange factor activity. NCBI's taxonomy places the organism in Eukaryota, Fungi, Mucoromycota, Mucoromycetes, Mucorales, Mycotyphaceae.